AUGGCUCCUCCGAACACCACCAAACCCGACUCCUAUAUCGUCGCGCGGCUGCUGCGAUACCUCUCCAUCGCGACUUUACCGGUUGGCGUCGCGCUACUCCUUGCUCAUGGCGUCACGGCUGGCCGCGCCGUACCAGCCCUAGGUCUAAUACCCAUGGCCGGUUCGGCUGUGGUGGCGAUCGUGAGCCUGCGCCGUCAGAAGACCCUGGCUGUCUGGUCGCCGGUGCACCGCAUCGCUGCGCAAACGAUUCUCCUCGCCGACUUCAUCCUGGCGCUCUCCUACUUGGCUGUGUUGAUCCCUAGCUGGAUAACACUGUCGCGACGUCACUGGCGUGACCCGACCAACAAUUCCCUCGUUAUUCUAGGAACAUACGGCACCGUGGUGCUCCUGUUCAAUUGGAUCAUCCACACGUUCUUCACUUUCGCAUUCCUCUUGCAUCACUUGGUCAUCAGCGUGCAGCGAUGGGGUCAAAAGCAUGGCGGUGGGUUUACCGCCGUUUGGGCCGGGCCGAUGGAACAAGCCGAAGAAUACGCCCCCUUCACGGACGCGGGAGCCAGGACCUCCAUGGAAACGAGGGCCGACCUGGGCAUUGGACCUGACAGGCCCUCCGAAGAUGCCUAG
Molecule: messenger RNA, 621 nt
Organism: Purpureocillium lilacinum
Lineage: Eukaryota; Fungi; Ascomycota; Sordariomycetes; Hypocreales; Ophiocordycipitaceae
Source: RefSeq, a predicted model, not a curated record